Penaeus indicus is the source of this 2369-nucleotide messenger RNA. RefSeq lists its product as uncharacterized. The coding region runs from base 1295 to 2287 and encodes 330 amino acids. The record is from RefSeq and is a predicted model, not a curated record. Lineage: Eukaryota; Metazoa; Arthropoda; Malacostraca; Decapoda; Penaeidae. The transcript has 8 exons.
GUUGCCUGUGUUGGCUGACGAUGGCGAGGCGGGCCAGGGUGAGGCUGCGGGACACGGCGAAGGCCAGGCAGUGUCGCUCGCGGGACGGUGGGGUGAGGGUGGCACCGCUCGAGUGCUGGCUCCGCGUGGUCUGUUGUGCGAGAGAGGGAAAGAGAGAGACGGACAGAUUGAGGUCUUGCUCCUAUUAGUAUUACUACUGUCUGUUUUUCCUCCUCCCAGUUUCUUUCUUCUUUCGGCGUGCACUUACCUUAAGCAAGGCAUGGAUAUUGUGUGUGAAAAACGACUGACAGUUUGGUGUGUCAUACUAGGAAAUGCCAGACAUUUGUUGAAAUUUUGUGAAUGACAAGUGGAAUUCUGAAUAUAAUGACAGUAAUGUUUUCAAAGUAAAUAGUGGAAUAAGAAAAGAUUACAAGAUCAUAAAAAACUGUUAGCAUCACUUUACAUGCUGCAAGCCAGGGAAUGAAGCUGGAUCUUGCAGGUAUGCAACAAAGAAAGGAAUACAUAAAUAUCAUAAGGAAAUCCAAGAACAAAUAAGCAUGAGAGAGAAAGAGAAAGAGAGGGAGAGAGAAGCGAGAAUUAGAUAUCACAUUACUGCCCCGAGCCAGGACUGAUGUCACAAGGAUCAUGCAAAGUGAGAACUUUGACUUCAUCUACAAAAAGCACAAAAUAGCCUCGGUACUCAACCAGAACAAACGCAAUUAAGUUGUAACAAAUAAAACAAACAGCAACUCGAUUUCUCCCCAAGUGAUGUCAAGUGACAUCAACCAAAGCAAGAUAGCAAGAUAUCAAGUACAUGUUAGUCGACACUAUCACUAACGAAGAUUACAGAUUUAAUGAAGACGAGAGCACUGCGGUGACGUCACGAGGUUAAGUCUUCCGGGCGAGAAGGACGUAUUAGGGGAUUACGAAGACCAGAGAGGAGAAGAUUAGAGAGAAAGAGGAAGAGAGAGAGAGAUAGAGUGAAUGAGUAAGUGAGAGAAAGACAGAGAGAGGGAAAGAGAGAGAGAGAGAGAGAGAGAGAGAGAGAGAGAGAGAGAGAGAGAGAGAGAGAGAGAGAGAGAGAGAGAGAGAGAGAGACGGAGAAGCAGACAGACAGAGAGGAGUUGAGGCAGCAUGACUCAUCCUCUCCCAGGCGUGUGCGCGGACGAGAGAGGAGCGAAUUAGAGAGAGAGAGAGAGGCAGAGAGAGAAAGAGUGAGAGAGAGGGGGCGAGAGAGAAAGAAGGAAAGAGAGGAUGAUGAGGAUGAUGGAACAAGACAAGUGAAAAGAGAGGAGCAAGAAACACAAACAUCAACAUGAAGUUCUCCUGGCAAAGUUCACUGCCUCGAACAGUGAUCACCCUGCUGGCAACACUGUCAGCAUGGGCGGCAGUGGGCGUGAAUGGGUGCAACGCCCAGACGAAGGAGGUAGGCGUGUGUCUCCACGUCUAUUUGGAAAGGGAUUUCCUGUCGCUGGAGAGGAUAGUCUAUCCUCGGCAGAUGGAUAUGUAUCGCUACGUCCCGGACGAACUCCGGCAGCCUCUGCCCCCGCUCCCGGAGCUGCCCGGCAGAGACGGCGAGUGGCCAGAGCCUCUCGAGGGAGAAGCGAAGAAGGAAGACGCGGAUGCGGAUGCGAGGAACGUCGUCGUGGGCCGCCACCAGCACCUGCUGCAGAAGGAAGGCAGCUCGUGGAGGAGAGUGUCCCGGGAGGCGCCGGGGGACUUCGCCGUCAUCGACGCCUACGGAGAGCACGGUUGGGUCGAGGGGCCUGAGUUGGAGGAUUACUGCCAACGUAUUGGCUCUGUCAUCAAGUGCUUUGAGGACGUAUUGAUCGACUGCGACAGUGGAUAUGACUUUUUCAGAUACCGCCACCUUCUGCACUCCCUGGAUCGCGUGCACACUUACCUGUGCAAAACGCCUCACUCCAGAGAGAAUAGAUUUUUACCGUUCCUCCGGCUCAUCGACUGCGCGGAGAGAGCCCGUAUCGAGCAGAGGUCUUGCCAGCGGCCCAACGUCACCGUCAACGUGUGGAACCAGAUUCUGCGGCUGGAGAUCGGGCCGGAGAUGUGCGACUCCCUGAACACCCAGCGGGCGUGCCUCCUGGAGAACGAGUACGUGCGGCGCGAGUGCGGGGGCCUCGAGAAGGAAGAGCUGUACAGGAACGUGUCCACCAUCUUCCUAGCCACGUGGUGCAAGCUGCCCCUCCCGCCCCACCUGCUUCCUAGUGCGUCUAGUCAAAGGUCGCCGUCAGUAGCGAGUCUCCUGCUGGUGGCGCUGGCGUGGCUCGUGGGCGAGACUCUGGCCUGGUGACCUCGGCUUGGGCUAAUGCCGCGGAAAUUCUCCUUUUACGUGUCUUUCUUUCGAUUUUUAGUAUUGUAAGUUUUUUUUUUUU